UCUUCCCUUCUUGGAUUUCCUUUUCCUCGAGCUCUGCAUAAGCUGAAACGGAAGCCGAAACGGAAGCCAAAACACACUAAUAAUGCCGGCGUGUUUCACGGACUACCUUAGCUUAUGCAGAUCUAUUGCUGCAAUUGGUUACUUUUUCCUGUUCCUCUUCUCUUUCUUCAUCACCAUUUCCGCUGCUUGUUUUAAUGGAAACUGCCAGGUUCUUGACUCGUGUUCCCAGGCUACAGAUUGUGGUCCAGGUCUUUAUUGUGGGAACUGCCCAACUUUGGGCAAGACUCAACCUUUUUGUACCAGAGGCCAAGCUAUCAUACCCACUUCUGUUAUUGGUGGAUUGCCUUUCAACAAAUAUUCAUGGUUGAUGACUCACAAUUCCUUCAGCAUAGUGGAUGCACCAUCUCUGCAAGGUGUUCAAAGACUGACAUUUUACAAUCAAGAAGACACUGUUACUAAUCAAUUGAUGAAUGGAGUGAGGGGACUGAUGUUGGACAUGUACGAUUUUAACGGCGAAAUUUGGCUAUGUCAUUCAUUCAGGGGACAAUGCUUCAACUUCACUGCCUUUCAACCUGCAAUUAACACCUUGAGGGAAGUGGAGGCAUUCUUGAGUCAGAAUCCAUCAGAGAUUGUAACCAUUAUAAUCGAGGACUAUGUGCAUACACCAAAAGGAUUGAGUAACCUUUUCACGAGUGCCGGUCUGGACAAGUAUUGGUUUCCGGUCUCAAAGAUGCCAAAAAAGGGUGAAGAUUGGCCUACUGUGAAUGAAAUGGUGCAAGCAAAUCACAGGCUUCUGGUUUUCACCUCGGUUGCUUCUAAGGAAGCGGAGGAAGGAAUUGCUUACCAGUGGAAGUACAUAUUAGAAAAUGAAGGUAAUGGUUAUAUACGUAUGAUGCUUCUUUCUAGGUUCAUAUUUUGUACUCGCUACCGACUAUUGAGUAAACAGUUUAAUGGUAUUUUGGUUUCAGCUGGAGAUCCCGGGGUAAAGCCAGGCUCAUGCCCAAAAAGAAAAGAAUCACGGCCGCUUAAUUCAAAAAGAGUCUCUCUUUUCCUUAUGAAUUACUUUCCAACUUACCCGGUUGAGAAUGAAGCUUGCAAAGAACAUUCAGCACCCCUUGCUGACAUGAUUGGCACCUGCUUCAAAGCAGCAGGGAGUAUGCUGCCAAACUUCAUAGCAGUCAAUUUUUACAUGAGGAGUGACGGAGGUGGUGUUUUCUAUGAUUUGGAUAGCAUGAAUGGUCAAAGAUUAUGUGGAUGUAAUACUAUUGCAGCCUGUCAGGCAGGAGCACCAUUUGGAUCUUGCAAGAACAUUUCUAUGCCUUCUUCAAGUCCAAUGACCAGCACCGGAGGAAGCUUUUCCGGAUCCGUUCAGUUCUCAAAAUCUGCUUCGGCAGUCAGUUAUCCUAAUCGCUUUGUCGUCGGGUUAUUUUCUAUUCCAUGUAUGUUGUUUUUGUUGUGACUAAAAUAAACAACUCUCAGGAUAGCUUUUAUAGUUUUACGAGGACUUAUAAUAUGUCAGAUUUUUCGCGUCAAGGCUUAGUAUACAGCACCCUGCCUUAUUAGGUGGAAUGUCAAGGAAUGCUUGUUAGAGUCGUUACAAUUUGAUUAUAAAUCAAAGACCUCUCGUGAUUCGUAGCAAAAUUAAAUGGUUGUAUGAGAGCCUGAGUUAGGAAGUGUUCAAAGAGAGAGCCUUGCAAUGUAAUGAAUAGUAGUUAAUAUAUGCAAUUUGGUACACUAUAGUAUGAUUUCCUUUAACAAU
Messenger RNA from Hibiscus syriacus, 1759 nucleotides. RefSeq names its product PI-PLC X domain-containing protein At5g67130-like. NCBI's taxonomy places the organism in Eukaryota, Viridiplantae, Streptophyta, Magnoliopsida, Malvales, Malvaceae. Bases 83 to 1459 code for a protein of 458 amino acids. The transcript has 7 exons. The record is from RefSeq and is a predicted model, not a curated record. Gene Ontology annotation, biological process: lipid metabolic process. Gene Ontology annotation, molecular function: phosphoric diester hydrolase activity.